AUGCGACAUCCAACCACGACCUCUAACUUGCGGCCGCUCUACUUCUUCUUCCCGGCCAAGACCUUGUUCAAAGCCGAUUUGAGCACAUUCCCCGCCUUCUCAAUCUCCUUCUUGGUCAACGCUGCCGUGACGCAGAUCCUCAAACUCGGUCGAUGCUCCAUCAUUUCCUGUGCCCAAUUCCUCUUGGACCUCGUAACCAACACCCCAUUCUCCGCGCACUGCUCGACGACGUCCUGCAACAGCUUCUCCUGUUCUUCCCGCGUCAAGGGUUCAGGGUACAGCUUGUCGUCAUCGCGGAUGCAGAUGUGGAUCAAGGGUGACAUCUCGGCCGAAGGAAUUUCGAUCGGUUUGACCGAAGCCAAAAUCUUGCGCAACGCCGCAACGUUAUCCGGUAGCGGCGCCAGCGGAUGCGCGGGCGAGGUCAUGUUGGCCGGGAUGGAGAGCAUCGAGAUGGCUUCGGACGCUGAAACGGCGAGAAGCGGAGGAAGGGCGGCGGAAAACACAAAGCCGGGCGAGUUGAUCCUCUGCGAGUUCAAAUUGGAGAUCAUCAGCUUGCGGUCCGGUCCGGUCCGGUCCGGGCACCGCGCUCAAAUGAACUUGACUUACCUGAUGAGCAACAACUUCUUUGUUGCCCGCACAGAAGCCACCUGUCGAGCUCAAGCCGUUCGCCAUCGAGCCGACCAACAUGUCCACUUCGGCGGUCUGCGGCGAGCGCGUCCUCAUCAGCGCUCCGUAG
This is a messenger RNA of Microbotryum saponariae, 736 nucleotides long. Lineage: Eukaryota; Fungi; Basidiomycota; Microbotryomycetes; Microbotryales; Microbotryaceae. The record is from the annotation of a GenBank genome assembly.